AUGCAGGUGGCGAGCGUUCCCUACUCUGCUCCUAUUCCCCAUUCUCAUUACCACUCUUACUAUCAGCUACAUCCACCAGGGCCUCAAGACCAUGAUCUCAAACGCCAAUAUCUCGCUCUCCUACCACCCCACCAAAUCAUCGAUCUCUGCCUCAAUUUCGACAUACAUCUCCCCCCUUAUAUCAAGAGUUCUCUGUGGCCUCCAGAUAUCAAUGCUGCCAUUGCAAAAUUGCGAAAGGAUCCCCAGGUAUCUGCUGAGCCAUCAGUCGAAGAAUCUUCCAAAGAUGGCGAACCAGCAGUUAUGGAUUCGUUAAAAUCACCCUCAAGAUCAGAACCUACUCCAGCUGCUCAAGGCGUCGUUUCGCCCACAGAACCACGGCCGCCAGACAAGGAGACGCCUCCGGCAACAUCAGAGCCGUCCUCGUCCACAACCUCUUCCGCUCCUGCAACCGAAUCUCCAGCAGCAUCCCCUACUCAGACCGCACCAGCGACUUCCUCAAAUACUACUCCUGAUGUUGUUCAACCAGUUGCUUCUACAUCUACCUCGACUCCUGCUCCGACUUCUGCUCCUACUCCCCAUCCUGCACCUGCUGUAGUACCUCCAGUUCACCCUCAAUAUCCUCAUCAACCAUACGGGUAUGGACAUCACCCACAAGCCACAUAUCCCAUUGCUCCCUACUACGCUCAACCUCCAGGCGGUUACUCUUAUCAAUAUGCGCCAUACGCAAACCCCAUGCAAACCGCUUACCAUUCACAACCACCUGCCACUUACCCACCGCAACCAUCGAUUUAUAACAGCAUGGUUCCGAUUCCACAUCCUGUUCAGCAGCAGCAACAACAAGAUAUUGUCAAUGGCGUGGACGAUCUUCCGAGCUAUGAAGAAAUGAUAGUUGAAGCUUUAACAGGUUGCUCGGAUCCGGAAGGUUGGGCACCGAAGGAUCUUUUUGCUUGGAUGGCUUCGAGAUAUCCGUUACAGUCAAAUUUUCGACCGUCUGCAAGUCAAGCCCUUCAGAAGGCUUACAGGCGUGGUCGGUUCGAUAAAGGUCCAAAUGGGAAGUAUAGAUUGAAUCCUUCAUGGGAGGGAGGCAAUACAACUCGCAGGACUACUCGUCGCCCACAAACCCAAAAUGCGUCAACCGCCCCUACUGCAUCCACACCUGCACCUCCAUUUACUCAUGCACCUCUCGUGCAUCAUCACCACGGCCAUGCUGCGACUCCUUCAACUCAGCCUGCCCCUCAACCGCCAUAUUCGUCCCAGCCUUAUGGGUAUCCCCCAUACGGAUAUCCUGGCUACCCUGCCCAGCCAGCGGCUUCUACAUCGACGGCACCUGGCACCAUUGCCGGUGCACCCACUUCACCAUCUGCGAAUAAGGCUACUACAGAAACCUCAGCGGCUUCAGCACCAGCUACAGAAACAGACUCCGCUGAUGCCUAUGAAGCAGCCCAGAAUAUUCUCAGUGCCAUCAACUUCGGAAGCAUGUAUCAACUACCACCCGAGGAACGACAAAAGGACGGCCAACCUAAGGACGACCAACCUGCUACUGAGACAAGUGAAGAAAUAACCGACAAUGGAGUUGAGCAUCUACUCUCUCAUGUACAGGCCAUGUUGGCCAGCAAUGCUGCAUCGCAGUCUGGAACUACUGCCCCUGCUUCAGCACCAUCGCUCCCUCAGCCGACGAAUGGAACUUCCCCCGAAGAUCCUCGCGCCGAGCUACAAGCGCAACUUGCGCUUUUGGCUGCUCAACUGGCCGAGCUUGCUCAAGUGGAAGAUUCACUGGCAAGGCAGGUUUCUCAGCCUCAGCCUCAAUUGCAGCACACUGCCCCUGCACCAAUUGCUCCCUCUUUACCACAACAAAUUCCACCUGCCUCUGAACCCGCACCAGUAUUUCAAAAUUCAUCUUCAUCUAUCGUUCCUUCCGAACCUUCUGCACACAUUCACGCACCUACACCCGUGGUGGCACUACCCCAAGUUGCUGAUGUUACUACUGAUGACGACGUCCCUGAUCCUUUGCCUGAGGAUGAUGACAGCGACGACGAUGAUAUGGAAGAGAUCAUUUAG
Messenger RNA from Psilocybe cubensis, 2058 nucleotides. RefSeq lists its product as uncharacterized. Bases 1 to 2058 code for a protein of 685 amino acids. The record is from RefSeq and is a predicted model, not a curated record. Lineage: Eukaryota; Fungi; Basidiomycota; Agaricomycetes; Agaricales; Agrocybaceae. The transcript is spliced from 3 exons. Gene Ontology annotation, molecular function: DNA binding. Gene Ontology annotation, cellular component: nucleosome. Gene Ontology annotation, biological process: nucleosome assembly.